AUGGACAACGCGGAAUUCAUGCGGCUGGUGAACUGGCAAGUCCGGGCGAUGUUUCGCGCCCAGUCUCGAAAAGGGCAGCAUCCAAGAAAAGCACUACCUCGUGAGGAAGUGAUCAAGGUAUUCAUGGAUCAACGUGAAAAGAUGAACAAAUUGAGCCCUGACCGGCCUCAAUUCUCGUUCUUCCCCCCAUCCUACCCGCCUUGCACGCGUCCUUUUUCUGAACUGAAGAAAGCCAUGUUUAAUGAUCUUCUCCUGGAAAACCACCACAGGGACAGCUAUCUUCUGCUGAGGCUGGUUACUCCGUCGUACAGGAAUAACGCUAUUUUCUCCGUUGUCGAGGAUGAGAGCGGUGAUGUUAUGUUGCUGGAGCUGCACUACCAGGAUAGACAGCGUGAUGUGGAGGACAUCGCCAAAAAGGGAACGGUGCUGGUUGUGAAGGAGCCGUACCUUCGCCUCGAUGCCAAUGGUGGCCAUGGGGUUCGUGUCGAUCACUUGUCCAACCUUAUCCGUCUUCCAGAAUAUGAUGAGCGAAUCCCAGUUGUCUGGCAGUCGGAUGGCAGUAACAUUCAGCUCUCUGCUAAUUCCUGGAAGGCAAGGGGAAACGAAUACUUCAACAAUCACAAGUACGAUAACGCUAUUGACCACUACACCCGAGGCCUCGACUGCUCCUCAACUGCCGACGAAAUCUGCGCCCUCAGUCUCAAUCGCUCAAUCGCCUUCAUCAAAACCAAGCAGUUUGCUGCCGCCCUCGUCGAUGUCGAUUCUGCAAUAGCAGCUACAGGGUCCACGGAAAAGGCUCUAACUCACAAGGUCCAGGCCUUGUACCACCUCGAGCGGUUCCGUGAAUGCUGCGAGAUCCUCAACAGUCUCCUCGAGGAGAACCCCAGCAACGCAGCGGUCCAAGAAGAGCUUACCCGAGCGACUGAGCGCCUCGUAGAGCAAGAAACAGGCAUGUACAAUUUCAAAAAAUUACACGCAGCGGCAAACAAGCUCCGUCCGCCGCUCUUGGACCAUGCAACCUACAUUGGCCCUGUGGCUGUCAAGGAGGCCGGGGCUUAUGGACGUGGUCUGUUCACUACAAAAGAGGUCAAGGCUGGGGAUCUUCUACUUUGUGAGAAGGCGUUUGGAUAUGCGUUUGCAGAUCCAGGGAACAAACGGGAUGUGGCCAUGGUGAUCAACAUGGGUACCAACCAGCAGUGGUUUGGGACUCAGACGGAACUCAUCAGAGCGAUUGCGCAGAAGAUGUACGCUAAUCCGCCACUGACCUCCGUCAUCACUGACUUGUACGCCGGUGCAUACGAAUCCGUUGAUGUGGUGGAAGUUGAUGGCAAGCCAGUGGUAGAUACAUUCCUAAUCGAGCGCAUCAUGGACACCAACGCCUUCGGCUGCGCACCAUCAGCAGUCCAGGAUUACUUCGAAGAAACCCUUCACGCGCGCGAAGGUGUAGCCGUCAACAAAGACAAAUACACCUACCACUCCUGCGGCGUCUGGCCCACAACCUCACACAUCAACCACUCCUGCUACUCCAACGCCAACCGCUCAAUCACAGGCGACAUGCUCAUCCUCCGCGCAACCCAAGACAUUUCUGCAAACUCAGAAGUCAUGAUUAGCUACAAGCCGCCCGUCCCCGACUUCGACGAAGAACGAACCCGCUUCCGCAGCUGGGGCUUUGUCUGCCGUUGCGUGCUAUGUGAGGAUGACCAUGGUACCUGCAAGGGAACCCAUGACUCCCGCAAGGACUUGAAUAAAGCUGCGCUUGUAUACAUUCGUCGUAGCUCCGCUUCUAACACGACGUCUAAGCUUGAGUCUAUCGCUACCAGCCUUGCUGAUACUUACUCCCAGCCUGCGGUCAAGGUGCCUCGUAUUAUUUUGUUCAAUCUCCUCUUCGACCUCGCCAGGAUCUACCUCCGCAAGAAGCAGCCCGGCAACGCUGUGACCUCCGCGCUGAGAGCUUUCCAGGCCCUGGGAUAUUUCAUCGAAGGCGGCUCUCUCGAAACCGAAACCGAAACUGAUAUACCACUGACUGUCAAGCGCUUUGGACUUUUCCAGAACUCACUCAUCGAGUGCUGGAUUAUCCUCAUUCUCGCGUAUCGCGAUCUGACGAAGCCGGGAUUCUCAGCGCAGGCGGAGAAGUAUGCUAAAAUGUCGUAUAAGAUGUCUGUUGGUGAGGAUGAGAGUUUCGACAAGACUUAUGGACAGCAUAUUCGGUCUAAUGCGACUCAGCUGUUUGCUUAG
This is a messenger RNA of Aspergillus ruber CBS 135680, 2235 nucleotides long. Its product is annotated as TPR domain protein. Lineage: Eukaryota; Fungi; Ascomycota; Eurotiomycetes; Eurotiales; Aspergillaceae. Bases 1 to 2235 code for a protein of 744 amino acids. The transcript is spliced from 3 exons. Gene Ontology annotation, molecular function: protein binding. The record is from RefSeq and is a predicted model, not a curated record.